Molecule: messenger RNA, 1122 nt
Organism: Peromyscus eremicus (cactus mouse)
Lineage: Eukaryota; Metazoa; Chordata; Mammalia; Rodentia; Cricetidae
Gene: Prpf4
Product: pre-mRNA processing factor 4
Exons: 7
Coding region: 1-840 (279 amino acids)
Biological process (GO): mRNA splicing, via spliceosome
Cellular component (GO): U4/U6 x U5 tri-snRNP complex
Molecular function (GO): U6 snRNA binding; U4 snRNA binding; protein binding
Source: RefSeq, a predicted model, not a curated record
AUGCUUUCCUUUGUGUUUGAUAGGAGUGGGCUUUGCAAGCUCUGGUCUGUCCCUGACUGCAGCCUCCUUCACACUCUGCGAGGCCAUAACACAAAUGUAGGAGCAAUUGUAUUCCAUCCUAAAUCCACUGUCUCAUUGGACCAAAAGGAUGUCAACUUGGCCUCUUGUGCAGCCGAUGGUUCUGUGAAGCUUUGGAGUCUGGACAGUGAUGAACCAGUGGCAGACAUUGAAGGGCAUACAGUGCGUGUGGCUCGGGUAAUGUGGCAUCCAUCAGGGCGUUUCCUGGGCACGACCUGUUAUGACCGUUCAUGGCGCUUAUGGGAUUUAGAGGCUCAAGAGGAGAUCCUGCAUCAGGAAGGCCACAGCAUGGGUGUGUAUGACAUUGCCUUCCAUCAAGAUGGCUCUUUGGCUGGCACUGGGGGACUGGAUGCAUUUGGUCGAGUUUGGGACCUGCGCACAGGACGUUGCAUUAUGUUCCUAGAAGGCCACCUGAAGGAGAUCUAUGGGAUCAAUUUCUCCCCCAAUGGCUACCACAUUGCGACAGGCAGUGGCGACAACACCUGCAAGGUGUGGGACCUUCGACAGCGGCGUUGUGUCUACACCAUCCCUGCCCACCAGAACUUAGUGACCGGUGUCAAGUUUGAGCCUAUCCAUGGAGACUUCUUGCUCACGGGUGCCUAUGAUAACACAGCCAAGAUCUGGACCCACCCAGGCUGGUCGCCGUUGAAGACUUUGGCUGGACAUGAGGGCAAAGUAAUGGGCCUAGACAUUUCUUCUGAUGGGCAACUCAUAGCCACUUGCUCCUACGACAGGACCUUCAAGCUCUGGAUGGCAGAGUAAGCAAGACCAUGGAAGGCCUCGGGCCUUGUGCUCUCACCCAGGAGCCAUUUUCCUCAGAGGAAAAGAAUUGUGUGUGGUCUAUCAUGUUUUCUGCCAGAUACCACGGGUAGGAUUGGAUUUUCACGUCGGCCCCACUUGCGAGUAGCCCAGUCUCUAGGUGACCGUGGUUAGAGUGCGCUCCUCGUCUCAGGUUCGGCCAUAAACUGUAGACAUUGCUGAGACUCACCACUUUUGAAUGCCCUCCCACCUCUGUCGGUACUCAGGAUUGUGGCUGUUCGUUCU